Messenger RNA from Tripterygium wilfordii, 1587 nucleotides. Its product is annotated as pectinesterase-like. The transcript has 2 exons. Gene Ontology annotation, molecular function: pectinesterase activity; pectinesterase inhibitor activity. Lineage: Eukaryota; Viridiplantae; Streptophyta; Magnoliopsida; Celastrales; Celastraceae. The coding region runs from base 1 to 1587 and encodes 528 amino acids. The record is from RefSeq and is a predicted model, not a curated record. Gene Ontology annotation, biological process: cell wall modification.
AUGGCAUCGAAGAGGGAACUUUUGGCCAUCUUUUUCAUAUCCUUCUCUUCAAUAUUCUUCUCAAUUGCAGCAUCAGAGGUCAACGAAAGCAACAUCACAUGGUGGUGCAACAAAACCCCACAUCCUGAACCAUGCAAACACUUCAUCACCAAAAGCCACAAACAUUUAGGAAUCAAUGACUUGUCAGAAUUCCGAAGCACGAUUAUCGGUGUAGCAAUGGAGCGAGCAAUUGCUGCCAAAGAGCAUGUCAAGCGGCGCGAACCUGACAUCCAAAAUGAGCGCCAGAGAGUUGCAUGGAAUGAUUGCUUGAAACUAUAUGGUAUCACAGUUCUGCAACUAAACCAUACCCUACAAGGCCUAAACGACACAAGCUGUACAGAUUUUGAUGCACAAACAUGGCUCAGCACGGCACUCACCAACAUCAAAACGUGUCGAACGGGGUUUCUUGAACUCAAUGUCUCCCGUUUAAUUAGGCCUAUGAUGGCUAGUAACUUAUCAAAGCUAAUUAGCAACAGCUUGGCCAGUAAUGGAGUCUUUUUAGGCGUUAAAAACAACACAAUUACUAGUUCUGCCCGAUCAUAUCCUAGUUGGUUGUCAGGGCAUGGAAGGAAGCUAUUGCAAUCGCCUCCGCUAGCCUCGAGCUCAAAUCUGGUGGUGGCGAAGGAUGGUUCGGGGCAGUUUAGGACGAUUCAGGCUGCUAUUGAUACGGCCGCUAAGAGAAGUGGAAAUGGGAGGUUCAUUAUAUAUGUGAAGAGAGGUGUCUAUAGAGAGAACAUUGAAGUUGGGAUCAAUAAUAACAAUAUUGUGCUGGUUGGUGAUGGCAUGAAAAAUACUAUCAUCACUAGUAGCAGAAGUGUUGGGGAAGGUUACACAACUUACAGUUCUGCAACUGCUGGUAUAACAGGAGAAGGAUUCAUUGCCAUUGGCAUCACAUUUCGCAACACAGCAGGUCCCCAAAACCACCAGGCCGUCGCCAUGCGUUCUGGCUCGGACUUCUCUGCCUUCUUUCGCUGUGGCUUUGAAGGAUACCAAGACACCCUCUACGUCUUCUCACAGCGCCAAUUCUACAAAGAUUGCCACAUCUAUGGAACUGUAGACAUGAUUUUUGGAAACGCAGCAGCUGUUCUCCAAAACUGCAUUAUCUACGCAAGAAGGCCUUUGAACAAGCAAAAGAACACAAUUACAGCCCAAGGCAGGACAGACCCAAAUCAAAACACGGGCAUUUCAAUCCUUGAAUCUCGUAUUUUGGCUGCAUCAGACCUUAAACCAGUUCUUGGUUCGUUCAAAACUUACUUGGGAAGGCCAUGGAAGCAAUACUCUCAAACAGCUUUUGUGGAAAGUUAUCUUGAUUCGUUAGUUGAUCCUGCUGGCUGGCUAGAAUGGGAUGGUAAUUUUGCUCUAAAUACUUUGUACUAUGGAGAGUAUAAGAAUACUGGUCCAGGGUCUUCAACUGGAGGCAGAGUGAGGUGGCCGGGCUAUCACGUUAUAAAUAGUACGAACGAAGCAUCGAGGUUCACAGUGGCCAAUCUCAUAGCUGGGCAGUCGUGGCUACCAAAAACUGGUGUACCAUUCAGGUCUGGUCUUUGA